Messenger RNA from Arachis stenosperma, 2117 nucleotides. RefSeq names its product pentatricopeptide repeat-containing protein At5g48730, chloroplastic. The record is from RefSeq and is a predicted model, not a curated record. The transcript is spliced from 4 exons. Bases 442 to 2004 code for a protein of 520 amino acids. Gene Ontology annotation, molecular function: protein binding. NCBI's taxonomy places the organism in Eukaryota, Viridiplantae, Streptophyta, Magnoliopsida, Fabales, Fabaceae.
UUCCCGAUUGAAAAAACUGCAGAAGGACAUGAUAGCUCACUGACUUGCAGAAAACCCCUCUUCUUUCUCUCCGUCUCUUCUCUGCACUGCUGCCGGAAGAACCACUGGCGGCGCGCCAGGCACCCCGUCCGACUCCAGUUCCUCCUUCUCCGUCUUCCCUCUCAGCCGUUCUCUGUUGCGUUAUCUCUGCCUUCUGCCGAAGCCGCUGCUCGCCACUGUAAGCCGUCGCUCUUCGACGUCGUUCCUCACCGCCGCUGCAAGCCACGGGUUCUCUCUCUGUAGGACCCGGUCAGCCAAUUCAACCAGUAACCCAUCGGUUGAACCAGUGACCCUAGUGACCCAGUAGUCUGACUGAUUCGAUCACUGGUUCGGCUCUGACAACUAUGCUGUUGAUAACCUAGAGCAUUGUUGAUUGAUAUAUCCCAAAAUACUUCAGUGUUAAUGUUAAUGGCUUCGGUCACUGGCAUCUUUUCUCCUUUCCCUCCACCCACCAUUAGCUGUCAGCUCGUUUCGAAACCGGCACUAGCCCUAACCCAGAACAAACCAGAUCCAAAAUCCAAUUAUUCAUCUUCUUCCUCUAGGAAAGCACCGAGCAGUAGCAUAAAGGCAGCAACGGAGGGGAUGGACGAACGGACGCGAAGGAUUGCAAAGGAAGUGGAGAGGCAGAAGGCUCAGGAAGCAAGGGAAAGGAAGGAGAUCAUGAAUAGGAAGAUAGCGUCGCAGAAAGCUGUGUCAGUUAUUCUUCGCAGAGAGGCCACCAAGGCAAUAAUCGACAGUAGGAGGAGGAAGGGUCCCACCAACCCCAAGAAGCUUCUCCCAAGAACCGUUCUUGAAGCCCUCCAUGAAAGGGUCACUGCUCUACGUUGGGAAUCUGCUCUCAAGAUUUUUGAACUGCUGCGUGAACAACUCUGGUACAGACCUAACUCUGGUAUAUACAUCAAAUUAAUAGUCAUGCUUGGAAAAUGCAAGAAACCUGAGAAAGCUCGUGAACUCUUUCAAGCUAUGAUUGAUGAGGGUUGUGUUUUGGACUGUGAGUCAUACACUGCUUUGUUAUCUGCCUAUAGCAGGAGUGGUCUCUUGGACAAAGCUUUCUCUCUCCUUGAAGAAAUGAAGUGUACACCUAAUUGUCGGCCAGAUGUCCAGACUUAUUCAAUCCUGAUAAAAUCUUGCUUGCAGGUUUUUGCGUUUGACAAAGUUCACUGUCUCUUAUCUGACAUGGCCAUUCACAGCAUCAAACCUAACACAGUUACUUACAAUACCCUAAUCGAUGCUUAUGGGAAGGCAAAAAGGUUUUCAGAAAUGGAAUCAACACUCAUGGAAAUGCUUGCAGACCAAGAUUGCCAACCAGAUGUAUGGACUAUGAAUUCAACGCUUCGCACCUUCGGCAACAUAGGACAAAUAGAAACAAUGGAGAGGUGUUAUGAUAAGUUUCAGGGAGCUGGAAUCCAACCAAAUGUUCAGACUUUUAACAUUCUCUUGGAUUCCUACGGCAAGGCUGAGGACUACAAGAAGAUGAGUGCUGUGAUGGAAUACAUGCAAAAGUACCAUUACUCUUGGACAAUUGUGACCUUCAACAUUGCGAUUGAUGCUUUUGGAAAGGCCGGGGAUCUCAAACAGAUGGAGUAUUUGUUUAGGAUAAUGCGGUCAGAGAGGAUAAAACCAAGUUGUGUCACACUGUGCUCACUUGUGCAGGCUUAUGCGCGAGCAGGUAAACUAGAAAAGAUCGACGGCGUCCUCCGUUUUGUCGAGAACUCAGAUGUUUUACUUGACACCAUUUUCUUCAAUUGCUUGGUGGAUGCUUAUGGUAGGUUGGAGUGUUUCGCUGAGAUGCGGAGUGUGCUUGAGAUGAUGGAAAAAAGAGGUUGUAAACCCGAUAUUAUUACAUAUAGAACCAUGAUUAAAGCUUAUUCAUUUAAGGGCAUGCAUAGUCAUGUUAAGGAGCUCAGAGAGCUCAUCACGAUGGUGCAAAGGCCUCCAUUAAAAAGAAAGAAACCUGACUUUUAAUGGGAAAAUCUAUUGAUACUUAUUUUCCAAAAUGUUUGGCUUCAUGAUGUAUAUUUAGAAGCUCAUAUAUGGAAUAUAUCUAUCGCGUUGGUGCUUGUUGAUACUAAAUCUUU